Molecule: messenger RNA, 310 nt
Organism: Ilex paraguariensis (yerba mate)
Lineage: Eukaryota; Viridiplantae; Streptophyta; Magnoliopsida; Aquifoliales; Aquifoliaceae
Source: the annotation of a GenBank genome assembly
GACGAGCAGGCUAACAAAUACGCGAAACGUGGAAGAAUGGGAAAGCAAGAAUCAUCAAAUUAUCAGUUCAUUUCGGAACACCUCAACACCAUCCAUGAGUCAUCAGUUUGGUCGUUUUAACACUCUCAUCGACAUUUUUGAGCUUGUUCAAGCAUUUCUUCUCCAUCGUAAUCCUUUACCAACUUUGGAACAAGCCAUCUCUGAGUUGCUUUCUAAGGCAACCCAUUUUGGCACUGUCCGGUCAUCGCAUCCAAACAUUGUUCUUGCUACUCAUCGUCCUCGCGGCAAUCAGUUGUCCCAGCCUCACUGA